Molecule: messenger RNA, 2048 nt
Organism: Chrysoperla carnea
Lineage: Eukaryota; Metazoa; Arthropoda; Insecta; Neuroptera; Chrysopidae
Product: glucose dehydrogenase [FAD, quinone]-like
Exons: 3
Coding region: 52-1908 (618 amino acids)
Molecular function (GO): flavin adenine dinucleotide binding; oxidoreductase activity, acting on CH-OH group of donors
Source: RefSeq, a predicted model, not a curated record
UUUAAGGAAUUAAGUUCAAUCAAAAACGAUUUAAGUAACAGAAAAAUCAUUAUGAUUUUAAUUGCAAUUAUUUUAGUAAAGUUAUCUUUAGCAAUUGCGCAAAUGCCAUCUUUAAGUGGUCUUAAUUAUUCCUCACUUUCCAACUACACGCUUUUUCCAAAGGGACUUCCUGGAGAGAACCAAGAAUAUGAUUUUAUAAUUAUUGGAGGCGGUUCUGCAGGGUCGGUAAUAGCAAAUCGUUUAUCAGAAGUAGGACAUUGGAAAAUAUUAUUAAUUGAAGCGGGCGGCCUAGAAAACUUUUUUACGGAUAUUCCAGCUGCAUGUACAUUAUUACAAUUAACAGAAUUUGAUUGGCAAUAUAAAAUGGAAAAAUUGCCUGAGGUUUGUAUGGCAAUGGAAAAUCAACAAUGCCUUUGGCCCCGUGGCAAGGUUUUGGGAGGAUCAAGUGUUAUUAAUUAUAUGAUGUACACUCGAGGAAAUAAGUACGAUUUUGAACGUUGGGAGAAAGAAGGCAAUCCAGGAUGGUUAUGGAAAGACGUACUUCCGUAUUACAUAAAAUCAGAGAAAGCAAAUCUGAAACACGCUGAUCCAGGUGCCCAUGGGAUUUUCGGUUAUUUAAGCGUUGAAGACGUACCAUAUCAGACUCCAUUAGUAAAUGCAUUCUUAGAGGCUGGACGUGAAACUGGUCGAAAAAUUAUCGAUUAUAACGGAGACUCGCAAUGGGGAUUUUCACAAAUACAAGGAACAAUUCGAAGUGGAAAACGAUGUAGUGCAGCCAAAGCGUUUUUAGAACCAAUAAUACUACGUCCUAAUUUAAAAAUUUUAAUUAAAAAUCUGGUCACUAAGAUCUUAAUCGAUCCUAAAACGAAAACUGCAUAUGGGGUAGAAUUUGAAGAUGAAUUUAAACUAAAACAUACAGCAUUAGCAAAAAAGGAAGUAAUUUUAUCAGCUGGAGUAAUCGGAUCACCACAAUUGUUAAUUUUAUCCGGAGUGGGUCCAAAAAAUCAUUUAAUUGAGUUAGAUAUACCUGUGAUUCAAGAUUUACAAGUUGGACAAAAUUUACAUGAUCAUUUAUGUUUUGUGGGUCUAACUUUCUUAAUUAACGAAACCGCUUCGUAUACGCUAACCAAAUUUUUGCAAUUGUCAUCGUUUAUUCAAUAUUUCAGUGGAAAGGGGCCAUUAACGACUUUGGGUGGAGUUGAAGCUUUGGGUUUUAUUAAAACGAAUGUUUCAAAAGAUCCACGUAUUGAUUUUCCCGAUGUUGAACUGGUAUUCGUUGCAGGUUCACUUAGUUCCGAUGCAGGUGUAACCUUUCGUAAAGGUUUUGGUAUUUCAAAAGAAUUUUACAAAGAAUAUUUCGAGCCAAUAAGUCAACGGGAAAGUUGGUCGAUAUUUCCAGUGUUACUACAUCCAAAAUCAACUGGUUAUCUAAGACUUAGAUCCAAAAAUAUAUCCGAUCAUCCAAUUUUACAUGGCAACUAUUAUACGGACCCAGAACAACACGAUGUUCGUACAAUGGUCGCAGCAGUUAAAGAAAUAAUUCGAUUAUCUGAAACAAAAGCGUUCCAACGUUUUGGAUCCAAAUUAUAUGAUACUCCAUUUCCGACAUGCAAAUCUUUAAAAUUCGGUACGGACGAAUAUUGGGAAUGUUGUGUUCGAUCCCUAGCACCUACGUUACAUCAUCAAGUUGGAACAUGUAAAAUGGGACCUCGUAACGAUUCAACUGCAGUUGUGGGAUCACAAUUUCGAGUUCAUGGUAUUAAAAACUUGCGUGUAGCUGAUUCGAGUACUAUUCCAUUUGCAUUGAGCGCACAUACAAAUGCUCCAGCUAUGAUGAUUGGAGAACGCGUAUCUGAUUUUAUUAAAAACCAUUUUAAGAAUGAGACUAUGGGAUGGCCUUGGUUAUAAAAAAUAAAUAAUUCAAAAAAUAAAAAACCCGACUAUGUUCAAUAAAAUCUGAAAAGAAAGGAAGUUCAGUAGUUAUUACAUAACGACUUUAACAGUCGGGUCUCAUUAAAAUCUAGACCGACUCAAAUUUUCUCAAUAAU